UGGCUCUUGUGCGGCACUGAACCAUUUUCCCGCGCUGUGUUCGUCGCAAAACAACACACCGAGUAGUUGUUAACCUGCGUGGACUUGGAGUGUAACUAGUCAAUCUGAUACGUUCAUCGCAAUUUAACGGCGCUAUUAGUGUCCUGAAUAUAUAACGAAAUGCCGUCAGCGUCAUCAUCAUCAUUAAAUUAUGACCCAGCGAGUCUACCGGAUUUACUGCCGCUUUACUACCGACGACUUUUUCCUUUUUCACAGUACUACCGCUGGCUCAACUAUGGAGGAGUGCAGAAAAACUAUUUUCAGAACCGCGAGUUCUCCUUCACCCUCAAAGAAGACAUCUACGUCCGCUACCAGUCUUUUACCACGCAGAACGAACUGGAGAAGGAAAUCCAGAAGAUGAACCCUUACAAAGUUGACAUUGGAGCGGUCUAUAGUCACCGACCCAGUCAGCAUAACACGGUGAAGUCUGGAACCUUCCAAGCUCUGGAGAAGGAGCUGGUUUUUGAUAUUGACAUGACCGAUUAUGAUGACGUCAGAAGCUGUUGCAGUGCUGCAGACAUUUGUUCCAAGUGCUGGACUUUGAUGAUCAUCGCAAUACGAAUCCUGGACCGAGCUCUUCGAGAGGACUUUGGCUUCCAGCACCUCCUGUGGGUCUAUUCUGGCAGAAGAGGGGUUCAUUGUUGGGUGUGUGAUGAAGUUGCCAGGACGCUUUCGGUAUCUGCUCGAUCCGCAGUGGCAGAAUACCUCAGUUUGGUCAAGGGUGGUGAGGAGACUGUAAAGAAAGUGGUGCUGACGGAGCCAAUUCAUCCCUUUAUUAGAGAAUCUCUGACAGUGGUUGAGAGAUACUUUUCCACAUAUGCACUGCAGGAACAGGACAUAUUGGGCCGCAAGGAGUCUGUAGAACAAGUGCUGGCCCUCGUGCCUGAAGAUGUUCGAAAAGAGUUACAGCAAGACUUCAAAAAUGAGAGGAACCCGGAGAAUAGAUGGCAACUCAUCAUUGAACAAGCCAGUAGGAAACAGGUGGCUGCCAAGAAGGGCCAGCACUUUGAGAAAGAAAUCAUGUUGCAGUAUUGUUACCCACGACUCGAUGUGAAUGUCAGUAAAGGGGUGAACCAUUUGCUAAAGAGCCCCUUCAGUGUCCAUCCUAAAACAGGGCGCAUCUCUGUUCCCAUGGACCUCACAGAAUUGGAUAUGUUUGAUCCCUUCAACGUACCCACAAUCAGUUUGAUCUGCAGUGAGUUGGAUCAUGCCAAGGUGGGUGAGGAGGAACAGGAUGAAAAUGAAGAAGAAACUGCUGAGAAACGAAAGAUCAGAGAUUAUAAAAGAACCAGUCUGGCAAAAUAUGUCAAGUAUUUUGAUACAUUUUUAGAUGGAGUCUCUCAGUCGUGGAAAGGAGAACUUCUCAGAAAGAGUGAUCUUCAAAAGGAAUUUUGAGCUGAUGAUGCAAACCAUCUUCAUUUGCAGCUUCUAUGAUGUUGCCAAUUCUCUGAUAAACGAUGACUUAAUUAUUCUGCUUUGAUAUCUUUAACUGUACUCUAUACACCCACAUUCCUGAUUAAACCUUAAUUGUUUUCUUGAGGCCCA
This is a messenger RNA of Phyllopteryx taeniolatus (common seadragon), 1584 nucleotides long. RefSeq names its product DNA primase subunit 1 (gene prim1). Bases 160 to 1434 code for a protein of 424 amino acids. Gene Ontology annotation, cellular component: alpha DNA polymerase:primase complex. NCBI's taxonomy places the organism in Eukaryota, Metazoa, Chordata, Actinopteri, Syngnathiformes, Syngnathidae. Gene Ontology annotation, biological process: DNA replication, synthesis of primer. The transcript is spliced from 13 exons. The record is from RefSeq and is a predicted model, not a curated record.